UAUGCAUGAAGUGAUUUUAAAUUUUAUUGUUUGCUUCUAUCAGACCUACUUGCUAUUUCGUCAAAUCCGUCCAAUCAAGAAGAUGGCUGCUCUGCUCGUUCUGCACAACAUUUUACUCUACUAUGUGAUUAAUAUGUUCAAGCAUUUGGCUCAGUCUUCGAUUGGGUCCACGGGUCCGGUGAACACCUUCUAUUAUGUGCCCUUUGUGUAUGAGACGCCAGCAGUUCGGGAAUCUGGCGAGGAUUGGCAUGUGGUGCUGACAACACCCCAAUGGCGGUUCUUCGAGUCACUUUUCCGGCACCAUUUGGCCCUGUUGCUGCCCUUCAAUCUGGCCCUGCUAGUGCCAAACUGCAAACGGACUUUAAUUAGCGCAUUGGUGUUGGCAUCCAACUGUCUGAUGUUCGUUUGCUUCACCUCGGCCAUCUGUCACUGGGUGUCGUUGUGCGGCGGUCUCUACGGGGGACUGCGACUGAUGCCAAUUGUGGUCCUGGGUCCGGUAUGCCAAAUGGUUUUGAUAGGCUUUUUCAUGGCCCGCAUCUGGCGAAGGCCUUGGAUUAUUAUUGAGGCAUGAAAUUUGAUUUAGGCAGAGCCUCAUCUACAUACUGGUGGGUGGUAGCCACCUUUGAGGCCAGCAGCCAUCAUAAUCAGCACCACAAAAGUUAGCAGCAGCAAAUCAAACCAAUAAACCAACUGAACCAAACCGAA
Drosophila persimilis is the source of this 705-nucleotide messenger RNA. RefSeq lists its product as uncharacterized. Lineage: Eukaryota; Metazoa; Arthropoda; Insecta; Diptera; Drosophilidae. The coding region runs from base 2 to 571 and encodes 189 amino acids. The record is from RefSeq and is a predicted model, not a curated record. The transcript is spliced from 5 exons.